AUGGUGGUCCCCAAAUUCAGGGACAAUUUCCCCGGGUACGACUGGGCUGCCAGCUUCCUCCGGAGACAUGAAGCGACGUUGUCCAAGCGACUGUGCCAGAAUAUAAAACGGAACAGGGCUCGCGUUUCUCCGACUAACAUCAACUCCUUCUUCGACGAGUACGAGUUGACUUCGGAGGGAAUCCCGGAUCACCUGAAGAUUAACUACGACGAAUCGGCGUGGGCUGAUGAUCCGGGGCGCAAGAAGCUGAUUUUCAAGCGUGGUUGUAAGUACCCGGAGCGCGUUAUCAACCAGACGAAGUCGAGUGUGAGCGUGAUGUUCGCCGCGACAGCAAGUGGGGUGCUGCUUCCCCCGUACGUCAUCUACAAAGCGACCAAUUUGUACGACGCCUGGACACUGGGCGGCCCAUCGGGCUGUCUUUUCAAUCGGACCAAGUCAGGUUGGAUGGAUGCAUCCAUUUUCGCCGACUGGUUCAAGUCCGUGAUCAUCCCGUACUGCCGCCGAUUUGAAGGAAGCAAACUGCUUAUUGGUGAUAACCUGAGCAGUCAUCUGUCACCGGAAGUUGUCGGUCUGUGCGAAGCAAAUCAAGUACUCGCACGGCUGCCACAAGGACUGCAGCAAGAGGUGGAGAACGAAAAUGUAACCGUAAACGACAGUCUGACCGAAUACCUGAAACUGAUGCGAUACGGUAACGAAGGAGAACCACAAAAAGGGCGCAAGAAGAAGCUUAAUGUGCCCGCUGGUCGAAGCGUGACUUCCGCUGAUUUCCAGCCAGCUACCUUGAACGACGUUGCCGAAAAUCUACAAGAUGCGGACACCUUGAGCGAAGGCGAACAGGAUGAACUGAACGACCUGGGCGAGCUGGGAGAACCGGGGCCGGAAGCUGAUUGUGCACUUAGCGAGGACGAGCAGGAUGAGUUGGGAGAAAAUGACGACGAGCUGGAAAACGUGGACACGCUGAACCGGGUUCCAGGGAGUGGGAAGCUGGGUUCUCGUCAAAUUUGUAAAUCCGACAUUUUCGUGUUUCCGGAUGUUUCGGACGAGCGUGCCUUCGCGUCCCAAGAUGUAAUAAUGACCCUUAAGGAACCAAGCGUGCGUCGUGGCCGUUAUUCGUUCGAGCCAAACCCACUGAUUUAG
Molecule: messenger RNA, 1137 nt
Organism: Culex quinquefasciatus (southern house mosquito)
Lineage: Eukaryota; Metazoa; Arthropoda; Insecta; Diptera; Culicidae
Product: jerky protein homolog-like
Exons: 3
Coding region: 1-1137 (378 amino acids)
Cellular component (GO): nucleus
Molecular function (GO): DNA binding
Source: RefSeq, a predicted model, not a curated record